Molecule: messenger RNA, 3340 nt
Organism: Hyaena hyaena (striped hyena)
Lineage: Eukaryota; Metazoa; Chordata; Mammalia; Carnivora; Hyaenidae
Gene: ETAA1
Product: ETAA1 activator of ATR kinase
Exons: 6
Coding region: 450-2888 (812 amino acids)
Source: RefSeq, a predicted model, not a curated record
AAUCCGAAAGGAACUCGACGUCACUACCCCCGAGUUUGAGCUCUGCCCCGUUCGGUUUGACCACUCUCUUGUCUCCGCUGCUACUGGAAUUGGGCUUGCGAUUUACCAGUUUAAGGAAGGGCGGCUAUAUCUUGGCUGCUCCUCCAGUCAUCAGCAAUAGCGGAACGAGGAGAGCCUUCUGAUAGACUUCUUGCCUUCAGCUUACCCCAGGGCAAUUCUCCCCCUAUCCUCCCCCCCACCCCCCAACUUAAAACUUUUUGCCCUGACUUGCUUUAGUGAAGGGAUCCUAUGAAUAGCAGUAUCUAUCUCUAUCCUCAAAGUUUUGGUGAUGUUUCACUUCAUUAUGAAUAAACCGGAAGUUCCUGUGUAUGCUGUCCCUCAAAGUAGGAAACUAAGGGCCCCCGAAUAUUCAUUCUGAAAGGUAUGAAACACCAAAGAGAGUGCUGAAAAUGGAUUUAUUGUCAUCUACCUUCAGUUCUCCUAAUGAUCCAGAUGGACAGAAUGAUAUCUUUUGGGAUCAAAAUUCUCCAAUGACAAAACAGUUAGGUAAAGGAAGAAGAAAACAGAUUUACACUACAGAUAGUGAUGAAAUCUCACAUAUUGUUAAUCGUAUUGCUCCUCAGGAUGAAAAACCAACAACAAACUCCAUGCUAGGCAUGUGGAUUGGUGCAUCUGCUAUUCCUUGUACUCCUAGUGUAGCAAAAGGAAAAUCAAGAGCAAAAAUCAGCUGCACAAAGUUAAGAACACAAACUCAAGAGGAAGAACUUAUGAAAUUGGCUAAGCAAUUUGAUAAAAAUAUGGAAGAGCUAGAUGUGAUUCAAGAGCAAAAGAAGAGAAAUCAUGAUUUUAUCCAGAUGAUUUCAGAAGCAGAGACUUUAAGUAAUUAUAAAGAUAAUGUACAGAUGCAGUUAUUACAUGACAUAGUUCCAGAAAUAGAUAAUGCUAUAAUGAAGAACCCAAUGAAAGAAAACACCAAAAUGUCUGUGGUAGAUGAUCAAAAUAGUCAGAAGCCAUUUGACCAAAAUGCUGAAGCAGCUUUUAAUGCCAUUUUUGAUGGCUCUACUCAGAAAUGUAGUGGACAGUUCAGCCAAGAUCUGUCAGAUGCUUUUUUGAACACAAGUAAUACUACCUUUGGAAAGAAAGGCGUUUUGAAAGAGGAGAAAAUCAUUACUAAUGAAACUCUGGUCACUGAAAAACUGCCAGAUAAAACCCCAGGAUCACUUUCUUGUCAAGUAGAUACUCCUGGAAUGACAGAAUCAUGUGUGACUUCUUAUACUGAGAAGCCAGAAACUUUUAAUGAACACCUUGAUGCAUUUCCUACCAAUGAUUUUGAGGAUGAUUGGGAAAACUUACUAAAUAAUGAACCUUUUGUUAUGCAGAAUAUCAAAAUGUGUGAACUUCUCCCUGCUCCUAAAACAGCCCAGAUUGCUGAUCAAAAGAGAACUUGUAACUUUAACAAUAAAAAUGAUAAACAUAAGUCAAGAAUGAAUACAAGCCUAGAUGCCAGGUUAAAGGAUUCAAAAAUUGUACAAGACCUCCCUUCAAAGACCCAUAACAGGGAAUUAAUAGAUUCUGGAAAAUAUAGAUUUUCACUAAAUCCAAAUGAUGAACCAAACACAUUACCAUCCACCGGAUAUAUAAUGAAACUUGAUAAAUCUUUCAAGAAAAUUGUUCAAGACUGUUCAGCUCCAUCUAAUCUGACAAAAGUAAAAGAAGAUAUGCAUACUAAAUUUACUUCUAAUGUAAAUACUUUUGAAAAGUCUACUUUGAACACAGGAUAUUCUAAAGAACAAGAAAAUAAGUCUAUUUUUAAUCAGUCUUUUAAAGCACCUGCUAAUAUAAAUCCUUUUGGCUUUGCAACUUUGGGGAAUGAAACCAGUGUUUAUAAUCCAAAUCAGACUAAUGCAUCAAAGUUAGGUUCUUUCUUUGAUGAUUGGAAUGAUCCAUCAUUUGCCAAUGAAAUUGUUAAAGCAUGCCAUCAAUUAGAGAAUACCUGGGAAGCAGAUGAUGUAGAUGAUGAUUUAUUAUACAAAGCAUGUGAUGAUAUUGAAAGACUAACUCAGCAACAAGACAUUAGAAAGGAUAGCAAAAUAUCAGAAAGUACACUUGAGAUCAAUAAUAGUUCCAAACAUGGAGCCAAAAACAUAUUUACUGCAUCUAAACAAGAAAGUCAGUUGGUACAAUCGAAGGACUUGAAUCUGAGCAGCAUUUCAGGGCACACAUCUUUCACAAAUCGCCCACAGUUAAAUAAACCAGUAAAGAUGGAUAAAGGGGAAAUCUGUGGAAACUCUCCAACUCUUUUAGGUGCUACAACAAAUUUGACAAUAUAUCCUAAGAACUCAAAUUGUCAUAUCAAUAAUCUGCAUUUCUCCUGGAAUAACACUGAUGUUCCAAUACAAGUGAAAAGUCCACAAUCAGUUCUUAUGGGAAGUUCAGGUUUGAAUGUGAGUUCGGAUUAUAGGAAUACAGAAACUGCUACUUACAAGAAGAAAUUAAGUACUCCACAUCUAUCCCAUAGUAGUACAACAGAUGGAGGAGGUCAGAGUGGCCUUGAUGGAGCAGUUAGAUUUCCUAAGUAUACAUUUACAAAGAUGAAAAAUUCUCAUGUUCUUUCCCAGUUUAAUCGAAACUGUAUACCAGGAAAUAUUUCUGAUAUCAAAAUUACACAGGGUUUGGAGAAAAAUAAAACUGUCAACCCAUUUUGUGGGAAGGCUAUUCAACAACAGUGUUCGGUGAAACAUUCUGAAUCUUCGAAACAACCUUCAAAAGAGGAAGAAGAGAAAAAUAAAAAGUAUUCUCCUGAAGAAAUUCAAAGAAAAAGACAAGAAGCACUGGUUCGAAGAAUGGCCAAAGCACAGGCAUCAUCUGUAAAGGCAGCUCCUACUUAACUUGAUUUCUUUUAAGAAAUAUUAUUUGGAAGACUUAACAAAGACAGUUAAUAACUAUCUAUGAUAGGAAAUAUUCUUUCUUGAUUUCUCUGUGAGAAAUUUAAUGCUGAGCUAUAAAGCAUGGACUUCUACUUUAUUUAAUAAAUCAGUGUUUGCAAUGGUUAAUGAAACUUUUCCUUAGAGAGGUAUGUGAAAGGAAUUGCAUAUAAGUUUUUAGAAAUUCAGGAAAGUUAGCAAUUAUGGUAUAAAAUUAUGCAGAGUAAAGGAGGUUUUUUUUUUUUUUUUUCAGAUAUCGUGAAUCAUCUAAAAAUAGGUAGUCUGCUAAUUUUUUUAUUACAAUAACUUCCUAAUACAAAGCUUCAGCUUACUAAGUAAAUGAGACUUUUUUUUUAAUGUUUAUUUUUGAGAGACAGAGUGCGGGCAGGAGAGGGUCAGAGAGAGAGGUAGACACA